This is a messenger RNA of Protomyces lactucae-debilis, 542 nucleotides long. RefSeq names its product Mago nashi protein. Gene Ontology annotation, biological process: RNA splicing. Gene Ontology annotation, cellular component: exon-exon junction complex; nucleus. Lineage: Eukaryota; Fungi; Ascomycota; Taphrinomycetes; Taphrinales; Protomycetaceae. The record is from RefSeq and is a predicted model, not a curated record. Bases 126 to 542 code for a protein of 138 amino acids. The transcript is spliced from 3 exons.
AGCGUAAGUAUUGACUUAGUCUUCCCUCUGCUCCUGCUACUGCUCACAGCUCAGCUUCUUAUUCUGCUACUUGCUACUCAGGCUUCUAUAUCAAACCAUCUGCUCAGCUGAGCGUCUCCAUUGCAAUGUCAGACACAGCCAAUGAGGUGCUCGAACAACCCUUCUAUCUACGCUACUAUGCUGGCCACCAAGGCCGCUUCGGGCAUGAAUUCCUAGAAUUUGACUUCAAAGCGAAUGGCGUUGCGCGGUAUGCCAACAAUAGCAAUUAUCGCUCAGACUCCCUCAUCCGUAAAGAGAUGUGCGUCUCGGCACUUGUUAUUGGAGAAAUCAAGCGUAUCGUCAAAGACUCAGAGAUCCUCAAAGAAGAUGAUGCAAGAUGGCCACCGAGAAACAGAGACGGCAAGCAGGAACUUGAAAUACGCAUGGGCAAUGAGCACAUCUCCUUUGAGGUGGCCAAGAUUGGUUCACUUGCAGAUGUGCAAGAAAGCGACGACCCUGAAGGCUUGCGUGUCUUUUACUAUCUCGCAUGCAUUUCAGAAUAA